AUGGAGGACCCGCCGUUCACCUAUCAGACGCCCGAUGACAGUGGCAACAUGAUCAGCAACGGGUACGGCAUAGACGUGCUGAGGGUGCUGGCCAGGCAGGUGGGCUUCAAGGUGCACCUGCAGUGGCUAGAGGGGGCGCAGUUUGGCCGUCAGCUGCCGAACGGCUCGUGGACGGGCAUGAUCAAGCGGCUGCAGGAAGGUGACGCCGACGUGGCGCUCUCCUGGCUCACCAUCACCCCGGAGCGGCUGCAGGCCAUCGAGUUCGCCGACUCUGUGCCCAUCCGCACCUACUGGAACGGUCUGUUCGUGCGCCAGACAGCCAGCUUCCAGACAGAGAGCAUGCUGGGCGCGCUGACCAAGCCGCUGGGCCUGGACGUGUGGGUAGCGCUGCUGGCCACUCUGCUGAUCGUCUCGCUGGUUCUGUGGGUGGUGUUACGCGCCGCGCGCCACGAGCCGCUCGAGAGCCAGCGCGACUACAGUCCCGGCGCCUGCUUGCUCUCCAUCUACGGCGGCUUCAUGAUGCAGGGCUACGUGCGCACGCCCACCUCGGCCGCCGGCCGCAUCGUGGUCAUCAGCCACUGGGCCAUGUGCAUCAUUGUGUACGCCACGUACACAGCGCAGCUGGCCUCCUUUCUCACGGCCACGGACAAGACGCCGCUGCUGAGCUCCGUCAUGCAGGUGGCCACCCACACGCAGUACCCGCUGCUGGUGGACGAGACGUCGGCCGACGUUUCGGCCAUGCGCGUGAGCCCCGACCCCGGCUACCGCGCGCUGUACUCGCGCGUCACGAACGGCGACAACGUGAUGGACGUGUCGGCGGUGGUGCGCCGCGGUCGCGACGUCGUCUCCGACACGGCCGUGCUCUACAUCGAUUACGACCGGCUCGUCUACUACCUGCGCGAGCGCUCCUGCUUCUACGAGCCCGUGGUCGAGGUCGUCUACAAGCACAGCCCGGCAUACCUGGGUCUGCGGCGCGGCCUGCCGCAGCGCGACGGCAUUAACGCCGCGCUGCGCAAGAUGACCGAGUCGGGUCUGCUGCAGCGGCUGUGGAAGAAACACUUCCACAGCAGCUUCAUGUGCGCGCAGCCGCAGUACAUCGACCGCGGCGCCAAGGCCGUGAAGGGCCGCCGUCGCGCCGCCUGGGCGCGGGCGCUGGCGGACAUCGACUAA
This is a messenger RNA of Pollicipes pollicipes, 1170 nucleotides long. RefSeq names its product glutamate receptor ionotropic, kainate 3. Gene Ontology annotation, cellular component: membrane. The transcript has 5 exons. NCBI's taxonomy places the organism in Eukaryota, Metazoa, Arthropoda, Thecostraca, Pollicipedomorpha, Pollicipedidae. The record is from RefSeq and is a predicted model, not a curated record. Gene Ontology annotation, molecular function: ligand-gated monoatomic ion channel activity. Bases 1 to 1170 code for a protein of 389 amino acids.